This is a messenger RNA of Varanus komodoensis (Komodo dragon), 2799 nucleotides long. RefSeq names its product kininogen-1-like. NCBI's taxonomy places the organism in Eukaryota, Metazoa, Chordata, Lepidosauria, Squamata, Varanidae. The record is from RefSeq and is a predicted model, not a curated record. The coding region runs from base 115 to 2016 and encodes 633 amino acids. Gene Ontology annotation, molecular function: cysteine-type endopeptidase inhibitor activity. The transcript is spliced from 12 exons. Gene Ontology annotation, cellular component: blood microparticle; extracellular region. Gene Ontology annotation, biological process: negative regulation of endopeptidase activity; negative regulation of blood coagulation; positive regulation of cytosolic calcium ion concentration.
GAUUACUUUAAACAGGAACAGGCUGUCGAGUUUGCCAAAAGGCAGUUUCUUGUUAGCUUUUUAAAGCGUACCUCUUCAUUCUGUCUGUUUCAGAAGGAGCUUCUUUGCCCAGAUAUGGGACUCUUCAUUCUACUGUUCCUCUGCAUUUUGUGCUGUAGCCAAGCUAUUGCUUUGCAAGAAGUGGAUUGCAAUGACAACGAAGUGUUCAAUGCCGUUGAUAUAGCACUGAAGGAAUACAACAGGGGUAGGAAAAAUGGACAUCUAUUUGCUCUCAAUGUGAUUCUUGAAGCCAGCAGAACAGAAGGCCCUGGCAAAAAUUUCCUUGUGAAGUAUCAAAUAAGAGAAAGCACUUGUGCCGUUGGAGAAGACAUUCCCUGGGAAAAGUGCAGCUUCAUAGCAGCCUCGGAGGGAGACUCAGGCGAGUGUUUAGCUGAAGUUCACAUUGAUGAUUCUUUAAACCUUUCCAGUGUUCAGCAGACAUGCCAAAUCAACCUAGCCCCAGGGAAGGUGGCCUCCUCCCAAGCUCCAUGCCUCGGUUGCUGGACACGCAUAAGCACCAAGGCUUCAGAGCUGCAACCAGUUGUGAAACAUGGCAUAGAGCUAUUUAACAAUGAAAGUGAUGAGAAUGCCCUUUUUGGAGUGAAAAAAAUAUUAACAGCAGAGAGUCAGGUGGUCGCUGGAUGGAAUUACAAAGUUCAGUAUUCCAUAAAAACAACAAAUUGUUCCAAGGCUGAAUUACCUCUUCUGACUCCAGAAUGCCAGGCCAUUCCUGAAGGUCGUGAGGGUAUCUGCACAAUCACUGCCUAUGUGCACUUUACAAAUGAGCUUGUGAGUGCGACGCAGGACUGCAAACUUAAAGCUGACGAAAUUGUUCCUGCUCCUGUUUGUGUUGGAUGCCCAGUAAGCAUUUCAAUUCACAAUCCAGAACUGCAGGAACCUCUAGCAGCUGCUCUGGAAAAGUAUAAUUCAGAAAGCCAGAAUGACUUCCAUUAUGCAAUCGUACAGAUAACAAAAGCAACAAGCCAGAGCAUGCCAGCCAAGGGAGCCAAGUCUGACCUGGCCUGUAGUCAUGAAAACCGCUUUCGUCCUGGUGUGUGUCCCGAUUGCAAAAUCAACAUUCCAACUGACAGUCCGAUACUUCAGAAACCUUUGGCAGCUGCUCUUGAAAAAUUUAACUUGGAUAGUGACGAUGACUUCUAUUAUAAAGUGGAAGAGAUUAUUACAGCUACAAGACAGGUUGAAUCUGGAAUUUUAUUUCGAAUUAUGUUCAUUGUUAAGAAGACAAAUUGCUCCAAGGCUAAGUUCCCAAAUUUAAAUGAAGGUUGUACUGCUACAGUAGACAGUGAACCACUUGAAUGCAAUGCUUCCAUUUAUCAAAAACCCUUGGCGUUCAAAAACAGGGUCACAGUGGAUUGCAUGGCCACAAAAUCUCUACAGUUCUUUCAGAGAAGGCCUCCAGGUUUUACCCCUUUCCGAAGUGCGGGAGUAAAAGGAUCCUCUAGACAUACACCUAAAAAAGAGUUAGCCUUUGGUCGCAAACAUGGCCAUGGCCGUGGCCAUGACCGUGGCCACCAUCAUAAAAAGACAAAGAAGGGAUCUGAGGAAUCUGAGGAAUCUGAUGAAGAUGUACGGCAAGACUUCCCCAACCAACAAUCCACUUCAAAACCAUUUCUAGAAGAGCAAGAUGUAACAAGAAAUGCAGAUGAAGACAUAUUCCCAUCCUUUGGUACCCCUGACCCCACCAUUUCCCUAUUCCAAGACAGCAAUUCAAAGCCAAUUUCUCUAUUUCAGAAACUGCCGGAGCUGCCGGAACCACCAGCUCCAAAAUGUCCAGGAAGAUCAUGGAAACCUAUUACAGCUCCCACAACCCCCCUUCAGAAAGACCUCAAUGACUUUGUACUUGGAGAUCUUCUACCUGACCUUCUUGAAGAAACAAGUGAACCCCAUGAAACAACUGCAGUCCCCCAGGAGCAAUUACAUGAAGAUUUUGAUUUAAGAGAUGCUCUGCUUGGUUGAAAAACCAAUUUAUUGUGUCUUCAAGAACCCCAAAAUCCUGCAUCAAGGGAAAUGAAAUUAUUCUUGGACUCUGGGACAGCACAGAGACAUAACAUUAAAACUGGAGUUGUGGGACUGGAAAGUUGAGCCUGGCUUCCUCCUGCCACAGCAGUGUAAUUAGCAGAGGGAGAAAUCAGAAACAGAAAUGCCUAUUUGGUCAGUCAUCACUUCUCCCCCCUCCCACUCUUCAGAUGGGCUCUCCGCUUCUUUUAUAUUUAAAGUGCAACAUGCAUUUGUAUUUAAAUGUUUAUCACCUUUUUCAAAAAUGAAAAAAGCAGAAACAAAUUUGAAGAGUUAUCAAACUGCUCCUGGUCCUGGAGCUGGGAGGGAGGGUGCUCAGGACAUCACAGCUGUCAGUCAAUCAGUAACGUGCAAGGUUAAGCCCAGACUGCAGCACAAGUUGUCCCUGCCUUAACUCUGAAAAUUGCCCAUUUGAACAGAACAAUUUUCUGUUGUUCUGCUGUUUCUGUUGUUUCUCUGCCUCCAGAGCAGCCUUGCCACUUAAAUGUUAUGUUUCUUCAUUACCUGGGUUUGUCAGUCAUUUUCUGAGAGGGUUUAAAGCAUGGUUUGGCUUCCUGCAGCUGAUUUUUUCUUAGAUAUUCGAAAUAAUUUCAUUAAAGGGGCUAGCAUCAAAACACUAAAAAAUAAAAACAAUGUAUCCAAGUCUUUCUAUUACUCUGAUGCAGUAAAACUGGUGUUGCUUUCUAAUGUGGUUGUAGCAAAUAAAAAACGAGCAUCAAAUCA